Molecule: messenger RNA, 4109 nt
Organism: Morone saxatilis (striped sea-bass)
Lineage: Eukaryota; Metazoa; Chordata; Actinopteri; Moronidae
Gene: prdm15
Product: PR domain containing 15
Exons: 23
Coding region: 78-3524 (1148 amino acids)
Biological process (GO): cell fate commitment; regulation of transcription by RNA polymerase II
Cellular component (GO): nucleus; cytoplasm
Molecular function (GO): histone deacetylase binding; DNA-binding transcription factor activity; RNA polymerase II cis-regulatory region sequence-specific DNA binding
Source: RefSeq, a predicted model, not a curated record
CGCUGUUUCUGGAGCGGAUUGGAACCCGGAGUCAGGAUCCGAUAAAUGAAGGGUCUUCUGCAGAAAAGGUUGGCAUAAUGGCUGAGCAGGCGCCAGAUGAGUUUAUCUGGUGUGAGGACUGUGGCCAGUACCAUGACUCUGAGUGUCCUGAGCUGGGGCCGCUGGUAACCGUGCAGGACUCCUUCGUCCUCAGCCGGGCCCGGUCGUCUUUACCAAGCAGCCUGGAGAUCAGACCGGUGGCGGACGGGGAGGAGGGAGUGUUUGUCCUGCGCCGGCUGGUCAAGAGGACCCGGUUUGGGCCCUUUGAGGCUAAGAGAGUCCCCCACCUGCAGAAGGAAGGAGCGUUCCCCCUGAAGAUCUUCCAGAGGGAUGGCGUGGUGGUGUGUUUUGACUCCAGCAGUGAGGAAGACUGCAACUGGAUGAUGCUGGUGCGACCUGCCACCGACCACAAACACCAGAAUCUGACGGCUUACCAGCAGGACGAUGACCUGUACUUUAACACCUCCCAGGAUGUGCUGCCGGGAACAGAGCUGCGGGUCUGGUACGGAGCUUUCUAUGCCAAGAAGAUGGAGAAGCCCAUGCUCAAGUCUCCACUUCAGCCACCACCCUCAGCAGAUGUGACGUCUUCAUCUGCUAAAACGGAGUCCUCAGAGAAAAGUGGAGCCCACAUGCCCCCAGUGGCUGAAGAAAACAAUGCAGGCAACAUGCUGAGUCAUCUCGACGAGGGGAAGACUGUAACGGUGCUUUCGGUCGACCCGCUCCUUCCCCAGGAGGAGAGCCUGGUCGGCCCCGACGAGGAAGAGGUCGACCCCCCCGCAGCUCAACCGGGCCCCAAGAGAGGUCAGGGCCGAGGGAGGAGAGCUAAGGGACGCAGGCCUGGAGCUACAGCUGCCGCCAGCAAACACAAAGAUGUGAAGACCUCAGUGAAGAGCUCAGAGCCGGUGGCCUCAGCGGUGACAGCGGUGGCGGCAGCAGCAGAGCGCAGCAGCCUGCUGAGCACUCCAGACAGCGGGGUUGUCCUGAAGAGACACAAAACCAGAGAGCACAAGAGGGUGUACCGCUGCUCCCUGUGCAACAAGGUCUUCCAGAACAGCAGCAACCUUAACAGACAUGUCCGAUCUCAUGGUGAUAAGCUGUUCAAAUGUGAUGAAUGUGACAAGUUGUUCAGCCGCAAGGAGAGUCUAAAGCAGCACAUCUCUUACAAGCACAGCAAGAACUUGCCUGACCAGGAGUACAAAUAUAAAUGCAACACGUGUGAGAAAUCCUUUCGCCUGGAAAAUGCCUUAAAGUUCCACAACUGCCGGACAGGUUUGAAAAGUCCUCUCCUGGCUUUUUCCCUUUUCUCCCUUUUUGUACUCCUGUUGGGUUUCACUCAUUCCAUCGUCCUCUCUCCAGACGACAAGACGUUCCAGUGCGAUAUCUGCUCGCGGUUCUUCUCCACCAACAGCAACCUUUCCAAGCACAAGAAGAAGCAUGGCGAGAAGCUCUAUUCCUGUGAAAUCUGCAACAAGAUGUUCUACCGCAAAGACGUGAUGCAGGAGCACCACAGGAGGCACGGUGUGGGACCAAAGCACAUGAAGAGAGAGGAGCUGGAGGCUAAUGGAGAAGAAGGGACCAAGUACAGGAAGGAGCCAUCACCCUGUCCCAUUUGUGGCAAGGUGUUCUCUUGCCGGAGCAACAUGAACAAGCAUCUGUUGACUCACGGUGAUAAGAAGUACACCUGCGAGAUCUGCGCUCGCAAGUUCUUCCGCGUGGACGUCCUUCGGGAUCACAUUCACGUUCACUUCAAGGACAUAGCCUUAAUGGAUGAGCAGGAGAGAGAGAGCUUCAUCAAAAAGAUUGGCAUCUCAGCCGACGACAGCGACGAAUCGGACGAGGAUGAAGAGGAAGACGAUCCCGAGCACCACAAGUACAACUGCAAGAAAUGUCAACUGUCAUUUGCAAAGGGCAGAGAGUACCUGAAGCACAUCAUGGAGCAGCACAAGGAGAGAGGCUACGGCUGCGGGAUCUGUAACCGACGCUUCGCGCUGAAGGCCACGUACAACGCUCACCUGGUCAUCCACAGAGAGCAGCUGCCUGACCCCGCGGUGCAGAAGUACAUCCAUCCAUGUGAAAUCUGUGGCAGAAUCUUCAAUAGUAUUGGUAACCUGGAAAGACACAAGAUCAUCCACACUGGUGUGAAGAGCCACAGCUGUGAUAAGUGUAACAAAUCAUUCGCAAGGAAGGACAUGCUGAAGGAGCACCUCAGGGUUCACGAUGACAUCCGAGACUUCCUGUGCGCAGAGUGCGGGAAAGGCAUGAAGACCAAGCACGCUCUGAGGCACCACAUGAAGCUUCACAAGGGCAUAAAAGAGUACGAGUGUAAGGAGUGUAACCGCAAGUUCGCCCAAAAGGUCAACAUGCUGAAACACUACAAGAGACAUACAGGUAUAAAGGACUUCAUGUGUGAGCUGUGUGGAAAGACGUUCAGUGAAAGGACAACUCUAGAAACACACAAGCUCAUCCACACAGUGGGUAAGACAUGGACGUGUGGGACAUGCGAUAAGAAGUACCUGACAGAGUACAUGCUGCAGAAGCACGUCCACCUCACUCACGAGAAGGUGGAGGCCCAGUCAUGUCACCUCUGUGGGACCAAGGUGUCUACCCGAGCUUCCAUGAACCGACACCUGCGCCGCAAACACCCUGAGGUGGUGUCUGUAAGAAUCGAUGAGUUUGAUGAUCUCCAGGAAACUUCGACAAUCAAUGAUUCGUCUAUCAGCAUUGUGCAGCCCACUCUGACCCUGGAAAAAGACAGUAUGGCUCAGGAGAGGUCCAGCCGGCCUUCCCGACACCCCAAGAAGAAGCAGAGAGUUCAGGCUGAGCCGGAGCUUUCCGAGUCCGACGAAUAUGUUGAUUUCACCGAGCAGAGGCACGAAACCAUGGCAGAAUUCAACGCCGUCAUCGUUGGGGACGAGACAGAGACGAGCUCUGCUGUGCAGAGUAUCCAGCAGGUGGUGGUCCUGGCCGAGCCCAGUGCUACAUCAGCCUCCUCGCCCAACAGCUCAGUGGGGCUGACCAACAUCACCGUCACACCCAUCACCAGCCACGCCCCCGCCCAGUUCACCAGCCUGCAGCCGGUAGCCGUGGGCCACCUGACAGCCAGCGACCGGCCCCUCACCCUGGACAACUCCAUCCUCACCGUCACCUUCGACACCGUCAGCGGCUCCGCCAUGCUCCACAACCGGCCAGCUGAACUCGUCCCAGAGACGGUGGGCCCCGGCGGAGGCACGGCGCCCCAGUCGGUCGCCCACUUCAUCAACGUCACCACUCUGGUCAACCCCAUGGGCCACCAACUGGAGGCCCCGACUCUGGCCUGGAGGCCCGUACCGGCAGCUGAAGGAAGCCAGGUCACCGCCGUGGUGGAGGGUGGUCAGGAGGGUCAGGAGGCCCAGAAUCAGGGCCCGGAGCCAGGCCGGCCCAUCCAGAGCCAGCCGGCCACCCCGCAGCAGCAGAGCGGCUCCGCACAGCAGAUGUUCAGCUACUAGAGCAGAGACUGAAGGUGCUGGUCACCUCACACUCACAGACAUUGUUAUAUAGUAGAGUAGAUUUUAUCAAACUGCAAAGCUUUGAUCACUGUCACCCAGAUGCCUCUCCAGCCCCAUGGAAGUGAAUGAAAUUGUAAUAAUUUUUUUCCUUUUUUUUUAUACUGAUGAAACAAAGUGGCUGUUAUUAAUUAACAUGAUAUUUAACAAAAAAAAAGGGAGAGAAAUGGUACAUUCAGCCAAAAUCACUGACACUCCUCUGGAAGAUUUACAUUUCAAACCAAAGCAACAUGUUGAAUAUUCAAAUGCCUUACCAGCCUUUUAAAAACAUGCAUGUUUCAUAAAUCUGCUGCUCGAGAACGCUGAAAAAGAAGACACAUUUGGUGCAGUCGACAGUUAAAGUGAAAACACUUCUACCAGGUUAUGUGAUAAGUAAAAGUUGGCAUAUUCCUAAAAGUGGCUCACUCAUCAAAUGUUAUUUUUGAAUGCUGUAAUUAUUGUUGAACUGUCACACCGAAAAAAUACUGGAAGAGUUUUUGUACUGUUAUUUUUAAAGAAAAUACCUCUUUGGAAAGGUUGUUCUUUUUA